CGGGGGGCGAGGCCCAAAGAGCCGCGCUGCACGCCGGGAAACUGUCAAGGCGGCCCCCACGCUUGCCUAGGCCUCCUGCAGGAGAUUCGAACUUAAAUCGGGACGCACGAGGUUUGCGAGCGGGUCAAGCGGGUUUAAAGCGUGUCGUUCCGCGGCUGAAUGCAGUUUAGUCGCGUUCACUCCCAUCGAGAUCGCGGACGGUGGCACUUGCCUUUACCGGCAGAGAAAGCAACCUGAGAAGGCCGCGAGACUAUUCUACGAAUGGCUUGGGCGGCUACACUUAAACACCUUCCCAGGAGAUUCUGGGCACCCCUCCGAGCGUCUCUGCAGUCCGUAUUGCUGGACUAUCCCGUGGAAAGUGGCUUCUCUUAUUCACGGUGCCAAACCGUUCGUGGGUAUCGCGUUUCGGCGCGGGCUCUGGCCGGUCACAACAAGUGGUCCAAAGUGAAGAACAUCAAGGGCCCUAAGGACACUGCGAGGUCAUUGGAGUUCAGCAAGUUGGGAAUCAUGAUCCGCCAUGCGGUGAAGGAGGGUGGACCAAACCCAGACAUGAACUCAACACUGGCCAGCCUGCUUGAAGUUUGCCGUUCCAAAAACAUGCCCAAAGCCACCUACGAGACGGCAAUCAAGGGCGCGGACAAGAGCAAGCCUCUGUCAAUCAUUAAUUUUGGGGUGCGUGGACCAGGAGGCUUCGCACUGUUAGUGGAGACUUGCACAGACAAUUACAAAAGAACCAACGGCGAAAUCCGCAACCUUGUGAACAAAAAUGGGGGGUCAAUAUUUGAAGGGGCAAAGAAUAGCUUUGAGCAGAGGGGAGUGGUGACGAUUCGGAAGGACAGUGACAGGAAGAACUUGGGUCUAGAGGAGGCACUGGAACUGGCAAUCGAAGUGGGAGCCGAAGAUGUCCGUGAGCAGAUCAGCGAAGAUGAUCCAGUCAACCUCCAGUUCGUAUGCGCAGUACAGUCAAUGCGCGAGGUACGUGAACGCCUGAUGUCCCUUGGCUUUACUCCGCUCUCCUCGGCAUUGGAGUUCAUACCGGUGCGGACUGUGGAGUUGAAGGGCGAGGAGAUGGAUGUGGCGGCACACCUCGUGCACCUCAUGGAGAAUCUGCCCGAUGUCGUGCGAGUCUACGACAAUGUCAUCUCCAUCGACAGCUGAGACCAGUGUUCUUGCUCAAACCCUGCAAUUUCACCUUGGACACUUGAAGAACUUCACUCUUGUUUUAAUUUUGCCAACUUCUGCAUUUUUUUUUUCCUUGAUAAAGGAACAUCAGUACAGCUACAAUAAUUGCACUGCACCAACCUGUGUCCAAAUGUAAUAUAUAUUGUUUUAAGGAUUUUGAAUAUGGUGAGUGUAAUACUAUUGCUGCAAUAAACAAAACAAAUGAAACCUU
This is a messenger RNA of Lethenteron reissneri (Far Eastern brook lamprey), 1393 nucleotides long. Its product is annotated as translational activator of cytochrome c oxidase 1. NCBI's taxonomy places the organism in Eukaryota, Metazoa, Chordata, Hyperoartia, Petromyzontiformes, Petromyzontidae. Gene Ontology annotation, cellular component: mitochondrion. The record is from RefSeq and is a predicted model, not a curated record.